UUGUGCAAUCGACAGCGGAUCAACUAAAUUUUAUGGCUAAAGAAACUGAACCCCGCACGCGGAGUCUAUAAAUACCUUCGGUACACGAUUCUCUCUUAUCUGGCUGCCGCUUUCAGGUUGCAAUUUUCACGCUUUACCGGAACUCACAGAACCGGACCCUAAUAAACAGAUAUCGAAUUGUUUCAUGUUAUCUUCUUAAGAAUCUGAUUAUCAAACCCUCGAUUGCUUCUAAAAACCCUAGUUUAGCUUUGAUCGCCUACAACAUGGGAGACUACAACGAUCCCUUCAUGCGCAAUCAAAACGCCGCCGUUCAGGCCCGUACCAAAGCUCAGAAUCGCGCUAAUGUUCUUCAGCUUAAGCUGAUUGGGCAAAGCCAUCCUACUGGCUUAACAGCGAAUCUUCUGAAGCUAUUUGACCCUCGACCUCCGCUGGAGUAUAAACCGGUCAUUGAGAAAAGAAAAUGCCCACCACUUACAGGAAUGGCACAGUUUGUGAAUAACUUUGCUGAGCCAGGAGAUCCUGAGUAUGCUCCACCUGUACCAGAGCCUGAAACUCCUGCACAAAGAAGAGCUAGAAUCCAUAAGCUACGACUAGAGAAAGGCGCAGAAAAGGCUGCUGAAGAACUUCAGAAAUAUGACCCCAAUAAUGACCCUAAUAUUUCAGGAGAUCCAUACAAGACAUUGGUUGUCGCUAGGCUUAGUUACGAGACUACUGAGAGUAGAAUCAAAAGGGAGUUUGAGUCUUAUGGACCAAUUAAAAGGGUCCGUUUGGUUACUGAUAAAGAGACAAAUAAACCCAAAGGCUAUGCAUUCAUUGAAUACAUGCACACGCGGGAUAUGAAAGCUGCAUACAAACAAGCUGAUGGGAGGAAGCUUGAUGGCAGAAGGGUGCUUGUGGAUGUUGAGCGUGGUAGAACGGUUCCAAAUUGGCGUCCUCGCAGGCUAGGUGGUGGACUUGGAACAACCAGGGUUGGAGGUGAAGAAGUUAAUCAAAAGUAUUCUGGAAGGGAGCAAGAGCAAUCAAGAGGACCAUCUCGGUCUGAGGAGCCUAGGAUACGAGAGGAUCGUCAUGGUGAUCAAGAAAGAUCCCGUGAAAGAGGAAGGGACAAAGACAGGGAACGGGAGAAGUCUCGUGAGCGCUCCCAUGAUAGGCCAAGGGAUCGUGAUCACAGAGAUGAUCGACACCAUAGAGAUCGUGAUAGGAAUAGAGAAAGGGAGAGGGAGAGAGACCGGGGUCGGGACCGUGACAGAGAACGUGAUCGAAUCCGUGAUCAUGAUCGUGGUCGGGAUCGUGGACGUGAUCAUGAGCGUGACAGAGAAAGCGACCGUGACAGGGAGCGUGAGCGUGAUCGUGAUCGUGAUCGCAUUCGUGACAAGGGCAGGGAUUAUGAACUUGGUGACUUUGAGCAUGACCGUGGAUAUUCCCAUGAUAGGGAUGACUAUGAUCUUGUUGAAUCAAAACGUGAUCGAGAUCGACAAGGAGAAAGAAACUACGAUCAUGGUGAUGAGGAUGAUGGUGAGUGGUAUGAACACCCUGACCAUUAUGAACGUCAUCGAGGAUAUGCUCAUGGUGACCAUGAUCAUUAUAAUCAGUAUCAUGACAAUGAUCAUGAUCGAUAUGAUAAAAUGGAGGAUGAUUACCAUUAUGACCAUGCAGUGUCUGAGUCACAGGACAGGGAGCGUACUCGAGAUCUUGACCGUGAAUACUGAAUUUCAGAAGGUCACUUUCCUAGUGUAGCUCUGAAGCUAGAGUUUACUGAAACUUUGAACGUGCAGGUAAGGUUUAUAGGAGUUUACUUGUCGCUAUUUUAUGAUCUUGAUAUGUCCCUAUAUUUGCAUUAUCGUAUGAAGGAGUUAAGAUUGUUUAAGAUGUAAGCCAGAAUUAUCUUUUCGGAGAUGGCAGUCAGAUUUGUGUUUUGUUCAA
Mangifera indica (mango) is the source of this 1923-nucleotide messenger RNA. Its product is annotated as U1 small nuclear ribonucleoprotein 70 kDa-like. The record is from RefSeq and is a predicted model, not a curated record. NCBI's taxonomy places the organism in Eukaryota, Viridiplantae, Streptophyta, Magnoliopsida, Sapindales, Anacardiaceae. Bases 264 to 1709 code for a protein of 481 amino acids. Gene Ontology annotation, biological process: mRNA splicing, via spliceosome. Gene Ontology annotation, molecular function: U1 snRNA binding; mRNA binding. The transcript is spliced from 10 exons. Gene Ontology annotation, cellular component: U1 snRNP; U2-type prespliceosome; precatalytic spliceosome.